Messenger RNA from Cladophialophora bantiana CBS 173.52, 1491 nucleotides. RefSeq lists its product as uncharacterized. The record is from RefSeq and is a predicted model, not a curated record. The transcript has 4 exons. NCBI's taxonomy places the organism in Eukaryota, Fungi, Ascomycota, Eurotiomycetes, Chaetothyriales, Herpotrichiellaceae. The coding region runs from base 1 to 1491 and encodes 496 amino acids.
AUGUUCCGCGUUGAAAGCCCUACUUCAUUCGCCGAAGGCGUGAACCGAGACCGCCGUCGCAAAAGGCCCAGUCCACCAUGCCAGGCAGCUACUCGGCGAUCAUCCUCGCAGUCUAGCGAGGGGUCUCGGAAAUGGCGCCAAAACGCAAGACCGUCGCCUACUGGGCAACUCGACCCAGAUAUUGUGGUCUUCUCCGGCUGGUACCUAUCCCCGAGUCGCCAGUUGGCAGAAUGCUGGGACCCUCGCGCCUGUGCGUUAGCCUUUAGCAAUGUCACUUGUCCUCAGAGACAUAAUCCAACGCUGGGAUUGAUCGACAAUAACUUUCUGGCUUCCAUGCUGUCCGACGCAGGGGAAGAUUCCGCAAUUGCGCUGGCUUGCCGAGCCAUUGGGCAUGCGUUCCUCACCAGCAAAGUCGACACACCUGAAACGCGAUCCAAGCGAGCGGUGACAUAUGGGCAAGCCUUGAAAGCAACGAAUAUGGCUCUCGAAGAUCCACUCAUGCAGAGGCAAGACGAAACCCUGGCGUCCGUGUGGCUGUUGAGUCUCUAUGAGCUCAUUGUAUCACCAGCUAAAAGAAACCACCCCCUUGACUUUUCAGCAGACACUCAUGGAAUUAGUUCUUGGAUCGUCCAUACUCAAGGACUGGUGAGUUUGCUCCGGCUGCGAGGUACUUCGCACUUGAGGACACCCCUUGCACGUGGAUUGUUCUGGCUGAUCUAUAAUUCAAUACAAGUCAGAUGUUUCAUCACCAACACGGCAAGCCCUUCUGAGUCUCCGACCUGGUUACAGGAAUUGGAAAAGGACCUGACGCAAGAUGAAUUGCCCGCUUACCGGCUCUGCGUAUAUGGUCACCGUGCAUCUACUCUUUGUGCGAGCAUCCGACAAAUCGUCAAUCAAUGGACAACCACUCCGCCCAGUGCUGCAAUGGAAAUACUCGCCGAAGCCGAGUGCUUUGAGAGGGAAAUGCAGCAGUCGUGGGAUGUCAGUACCGGCAGCCCUGGGCCUGAGACAAUCGCUGACUCUGAGUUGAACAUUCGGCUUCUAUGCUGCCGCACAUUUUUCCAUGCAUUUCGGUUGAAGCUCCAACUCACUUUGUUGGAGCUUUUGGGCAAGAUGCAAAUUGAGACACUUGAUAUGAAUGCAAGGACGCUGCAGGAUCAAUUCCAGCUUCGGGUCGAGACCGUCCAAAGCGCCGCGGACGAAAUCCUUGCUUGUGUCCCUCUGCUCCUUUCAACGGACACUUCCUCAGGCAGUUCCCAGAGGCUAACACCAAGACUCUGGAGAGAUGGAGUCCGUUUACUUUGGCCAUUGAGACUUGUGGCACUUUGGAAUGCAACUAGAGAUGAUCAGAAAAGAGCUGCAAAAUCAACGCUUCAGCAAAUAAGAGAUGAGGUGGGAAUCAACCCCACAGGAGCUUUUCUUUCCCCCCAUCUCGGCGGACUUUGCUGCAAAACAAGAGCCAGCGCUUGUGGCUUAGCUGAACGAUUCUAG